AGACUAGAAUUCCAAGUCGAAUUGUUCGUGCGUCGUCCUGUCAAAUGAUGUUCCUCAAACGAUGCUCAAAAACUCAUCCUCUCUCUCUCUCUCUCCCCCAUUCCAUCGGGGAUCACAAAGGGGGAAAGAAAACGUGGAACGUAGAAGCAAAAGCAUGAAACGAAAUUUGAAAUGAUCCUCUGUUCUCUACAGUCACCUGCAUUUUCCAAAAAUAGCCGGCCGAAGGACGGCCUCUGCAGAUUGAUUUCUAUACCUCUUCACUGUGAAAACCCACCAAAAAUAAUCCAUAAACAGCCCGCCAGACAGAGACAACCGAUGGGCUGUGUUCAGACCAAGCCAUCCGAGAACUCGCCCCCCAAAGGCCUGGAGAAGCUGAAGCAGCUCAAUGGGUACGUCCCGAGCAGCGGAGGAGGAGGGAACGCGAACGACCGGAGGUCGACCAGCCAGGGAUAUGCACAGCAAAGCCAGGGCGGGCCGUGCAGCCCCGAGUUGAGGAACAACCACAGCGGGCGCUUAUCAGGUGGUGUCGGGAGUGAUGGCCGAGGCGGCGGCGGGGGUGGCAGUGGCAGCGGAGAUGUGAAGUUUGGGAGUGGGAGUGGGAGUGGGAGUGGUGGGGCCAAAGGUAAGUUGGAGAAGGAUGGUGCAUCGAGGAGGGAGGGUGGAUGGUCAGGAGAUGAUCAAGUUCAGCUUGUGGAUGGUUGGCCCAAAUGGCUCACCGAUAAUGUUCCAAAACAUGUGUUGAGAGGUUUGGUACCGAAGAGCGCCGACUCCUAUGACAAGAUCGAUAAGGUAGGCCAGGGGACUUACAGUAAUGUCUACAAAGCAUGGGACAGAGACACCGGAAAACUUGUUGCCCUGAAGAAGGUUCGGUUCGACACAUCGGAACCAGAGAGCAUAAAAUUCAUGGCACGGGAAAUUAUGACCCUGCGAGAGUUGGACCACCCCAAUGUGGUAAAGCUGGAGGGGCUGGCAACAUCAAGAAUGCAGUUCAGCCUUUAUCUAGUCUUUGAAUUCAUGCAGUCAGACUUGCAGAGGAUUAUCACCCGUCCAGAGGGACGACUAACUGAACCGCAGGUGAAGUGCUAUAUGCAUCAGCUUCUUUUGGGGCUGCAACACUGCCACGACAAAGGAAUUCUGCACCGCGACAUAAAGGGAUCGAACCUACUGAUAGACAAAACAGGCACGCUAAAGAUUGCAGAUUUUGGGCUUGCAAAUUAUUACAGACCUCGAGAUAGGCUUCCUCUAACAAACCGGGUGGUGACCCUCUGGUAUAGAGCUCCUGAACUACUGUUAGGUGCAACCGAUUAUGGAGUCGGUAUUGAUCUUUGGAGUGCCGGAUGCCUCCUGGCUGAAAUGUUCGCGGGACACCCACUUAUGCCUGGCCGGAAUGAGGUAGAGCAACUCCACAAGAUUUUCAAACUCUGCGGCACGCCACCAGAGGAUUACUGGAGGAAGAUGAAGCUACCCACGACCUUCAGACCGAGACAGUUUUACAAGUCAAAUCUCGUAGAGAUCUUCAGGGAAUUCCCCGAUUCUUCUGUCAGUCUUCUUAGUUCUCUUCUCGCUUUGGACCCUGCAUCUCGUGGCAGCGCGUCUUUAGCCUUGCAACAUGAAUUCUUCUACACAAGCCCGUUAGCGUGCGGCCUUUCUGGUCUUCCAAUAAUCCACCACGAGGAGGAAGAAUUUAUUAAGACCAACGAACAGAAAAUGCGCCGGAAGGCUAAAAGACGGGCUCGAUCACAGCGUGAACGGAGGAGGAAAGACACUCUUGCUGAGAAUCAAACUGGAAAUGGCGAAUCAACCAAAGAGAAGCAGGAGCAGGAGCAUCAGGUACAAACUGAUAACCAAAAGCCAGAACUCAGGAGCAGCUGGAGUAGCAGCUCGUCCGGGCUAAAGGGCACCCAACCUGAGCAAAGCGAACCACCUGUCUUGCUUUCUUCAGGGCCCAUCAUACAGUCUUUCAAAGAGUUGUCUCCAGAAAUAAGCACGAGCCCCGAUGCUGGCAAAAACCGAGACCUUCCGCCACUGCCCGUACUGAAACCAUGUGUUGCGGAUUACAGAAGAGAGAAAGAUGGCAUGUACAGGUUGAAUCAGGUCAGUAGGUCUGCUUCCACGAGAGAAUUCAGAAGUUUGAACAAUCAAAGGAAACGCUUGGGACGGUUUGCCGUCGAGGAUUAGGAAUGCCUUAAAAGGUACUCGAUGAGAUUCUUUUCUUGCUGUAGUAUUGGUCCAUUCUUGCUUCUUGUAAGUGAAUUUGUCAACCAUUGAAGAAAUAUAUAUGAAAUCGAAACUCAGUUGCAUA
Molecule: messenger RNA, 2302 nt
Organism: Eucalyptus grandis
Lineage: Eukaryota; Viridiplantae; Streptophyta; Magnoliopsida; Myrtales; Myrtaceae
Product: probable serine/threonine-protein kinase At1g54610
Exons: 8
Coding region: 172-2178 (668 amino acids)
Biological process (GO): positive regulation of transcription elongation by RNA polymerase II; protein phosphorylation
Cellular component (GO): cyclin-dependent protein kinase holoenzyme complex; nucleus
Molecular function (GO): RNA polymerase II CTD heptapeptide repeat kinase activity; ATP binding; cyclin-dependent protein serine/threonine kinase activity
Source: RefSeq, a predicted model, not a curated record